Messenger RNA from Girardinichthys multiradiatus, 9456 nucleotides. It is a transcript of the gene setd1ba, whose product is annotated as SET domain containing 1B, histone lysine methyltransferase a. Gene Ontology annotation, cellular component: Set1C/COMPASS complex. Lineage: Eukaryota; Metazoa; Chordata; Actinopteri; Cyprinodontiformes; Goodeidae. The transcript has 19 exons. Gene Ontology annotation, molecular function: RNA binding; protein binding; histone H3K4 methyltransferase activity. The record is from RefSeq and is a predicted model, not a curated record. Bases 2140 to 7542 code for a protein of 1800 amino acids.
UAAGGUCAUUUAAUCAACAGUGCUCUAGAAAUAAAACAUGGAUUUUUAUUUUAUUUCAAAAACAUUUAACUUUGAUGUGGACUGUGCUCAGGUAGAUUCUCAAGAGUGAGUAGAUCACAGGAAGUGAGCGUUCAUCAUCAGAACAUACCAAAAUGUUCUUGGAUGGACCAAUUUCUUUAACAUGAAGGCAUUUCAACUGAAACUGAGGUAGGCUGUAGAGUCAGAUUUAAAGAUUCAUGUUAGAAAACAGUUAGUUGAGGAAGCUUUCCCUUUAUCUAUUUUAAGCAUGAUUUUAAUAUUGACGAUUUGUAAAUUAUUAAGUCAACAAUGUCAGCCUGUAGUUGACAUAAUGUUCCCUGCAAAUUUGUGUUUUAUACAAAUAUAUAUAUAAUGUGGAUGCUGCAAUACUUUUUUAAUUAUGGGCCUGAAACUCCUUUACAAAUAAUUAAAAUAGCACAAAACCCACAAAUAAGUGUACAAUCUUUAUUUAAACAUCAUAAACAUAUAAUAAAACUACAGGCAAAAGUGUGGACUGUAGAAAAUUACAUUCAAAUGUUUAAGAGCCACAAAAAAGAGAAACCAUUGUUUGUAAAUAAAUACAAUACCAUCAAUAUAAAAAUAGCAAGUCAAUGGAAAUAGAUGCAUUGAAUCAAUGAAUUCACGACUUUAAAGCUUUAAGUACAUGUUCAGUGUAUGUAUAGCAGCCUUACAGUUUCAAAUGAGCGAAUCAUGAUCCCUAUAAGGCUCCAUUUUAAACUGUGGGGAAAAAAUACUGUCUAAUAGACAAUAAAACGUGCGUGUAUGACUUACAGAGUGAAACUCGAAGCUUCACAUAUGCGUAAAAAGGCAGCCUCUAAAUGUGUCCUAUAGAAAGUCCACACGCGUACAGCCCUUUUUCAACAGACAGAAAAUCAUUCUUGAAAUAUUUGUCGCCGAGCCGACAGAGGUGGAAAGAUAGAGAGAGAGAGACAGCUGUCCUGCGGAAAAGAGGCCAAUCCCCUGUGUGGAAUAUUCCAGUCUGUCAGUGAAGUAAAGCUGAGAGGCGCUGCCCACUGGGGAGGAUUUUGUUUUCCUAUUCUUUCUGCACAUAGAAACCUAUAAAUACUUUCACUGGUGGGGUUUAACCUAAACCUCUCUAUUUAACUUCUAUUUUCACUGCUUCCAACACAUAAAAUUCUUCAUAAAUAAAAUGCGCCGUUAACAGGCCUCUGAGAUGUUUAUGGGUUUUGUGCCCCGCUAUUUAUCUUGCAGGCAACUCCUUCGCAAAGAAAAAGACAAUAAACUUGAAAUGCACCUGGACACCACCACCCCCCCUCCUUUGCGCAAACGAAUACAGACCCUCCCACCUAUAAUUUAACUCUUUCCCCGAAGUUAAAAGUAAGAACCCGAUCUUAUUUGUUCCCACUAUCUGGUCUGCGGCGCUUUAAACACGCCGUGCUGGUCGCUUGUUGAUCCACCGGUUUCUCCCUCGAAGCACCCUUCACCUAGAUACAACACAAACAGGCUUGCCGCAGCGGAUUCCUGAUGACCUUAUAAGGCAGUGUGUGGGGGUUGCUGCAGCAACGCGCUCGAGCUCUCAUGGCAACCAUCCAGAGUUCUCGGAUUACAAGUCAGCCUAGCGACUGCCAGCCUGAAUACGCCUUUAUGAUCAAAAUUCCCCCCACCCCUCACCACACGGACGGUCCACCAUUUCCCCUCAUUUGUUUAAGUAUACAGCAUUCUGACGGUAACCACCCUCGUUCCGAUCGUUAUAUUCGGUUUUGAGUGCCGAAAGCAUCGAAGGAGGUGUUCGGUAAAAAAAAAAAUAAUAAGGACGCUCUCCGGAGCCUCACCCAGUUAUGGCGCAGCAACAUUUCACAGCACAGUGCUUCUUUUGUCUGUAAAGAAGCCAUUUUGAGACUAGACAACUGAACAAGAGCAGCUUCCUGACCACCUAAAGGUUUAUUUGGAUGUAAGGAAUCAGUGAAAAACACAAGAUUUCCUCCCCAUAAGGUUGCUUUUUGCUCGUGAGACGCAUUCCCACCCCUGAUUAAAGCCAUUAUUAGAGGAUCCGAAGAUGGGGCUGAAAACAUCCCUCCUGUCCCUGCGUUUAGGCCUGUUAACUGCAUUUCACCACAGUGUUGAGGUUUGGCGAACGGCAUGGACAGUCAUCCCGUCUGCGGCUCGGCGGAGAAGCGGAGCCACCACUGGAGAAGUUAUAAGUUGAUCAUCGACCCGGCGCUCAAGAAGGGAUCCCACAAACUCUAUCGCUACGAUGGGCAGACUUUUAGCAUGCCCAACCCCGGGAUACCACCGGUGGACCUGGUCCGAGACCCGAGGAUCGGACGUCUCUGGACGAAGUACAAAGAGACGGACCUACCGGUGCCUAAAUUUAAGAUCGAUGAAUUCUAUGUCGGCCCUGUGCCUCCAAAGGAGGUGACGUUUGCCAGGCUGAACGACAACAUCAGAGAGGGAUUUCUCACAGACAUGUGCAAAAAAUUCGGAGAAAUCGAGGAGGUUGAGAUCCUGUACAACCCGAAGAAUAAAAAGCACCUGGGAAUAGCCAAAGUUGUUUUUGAGAACGUGAAAUCCGCCAAGGUAGCUAUUCAGUCGCUCCACAACACAUCUGUGAUGGGAAACAUCAUCCACGUGGAGUUGGACCCGAAAGGUGAGAAUCGCCUCAGGUACUUCCAGCUCCUGAUGAAUGGCAGCUACACACCGCGGACGCUUCCUGUUGGAGGAGAGGAAACCAGGGAUGUUUCCCCUCGGAGCCUUGCAGAGGCAUUACUGGCUUGUGAGCCCAUCCGCAGGUUGUCAGAGAGCAGCAUGUCCUCUAUAGGAGCAGCGUUACCACCCAGCAGCUCCACCACUCCCCUAAGCUUGGAGACGGGCUACUCCAGCAUAAGGCAGGACACCCCGCAGUCCCAGGGAACGCCUCACACCCCACGCCAGCCGGGUACGCCCUUCUCUCAGGACUCCAGUUACUCUAGCCGCCAGUCCACGCCUGCAUAUCAGUCGAGCCGUCCCGAGAGCUCGGGAGGCUACAAGUCUCGCAGGCAUGAGAGCAAGUUCCAAGACGCGUACAACCGACGGCCAGAGAGGCCUCAGUAUCGCAGCAGCAUGUAUCGGAGUACACCGUCUGAUCAAGCACCUUUCAAGCAGCACCAGCUGACACCACCUGAACCCCCACCUUCAACCCCUUCCUUUAACUACACUGCGCCUCCCCCUGCUACGCCCAACUUUAAGUCCGCGUUCUCGCCCUACCAAGCUGCUUUACCGUCUGCGUUCCCCCCAUCAGAGUCGCCCUACCAUCACCCAGCUCAAAGGGAGGGUGAGUACCUCCGACCACCGCAGCCGCCUCCGAUGGCCGCCCCCGACAUCUUGCCCGUUAAGGACAGGCCAGAAACGCCUCCCAUCCCAGAGCCGCCACCGGAACCAGUUCCCCAACCCACCACCCCUCCUCCUCAAACACCAGAGCGCUGCCCCUCGCCCGGCUCCCCGGCGCUAGAUCCAGAGCGCAACAGCCUGGACUCUCGCAUUGAGAUGCUCCUCAAGGAAAAAAGGACACAGCCGCUGCCGUUUCUGGAGGAGCGAGACUCGGACAAUGAGGUGCGAAUGGAGGGCAGUCCCAUUUCCUCCUCAUCCUCCCAGCUGUCCCCAAUCCCACCUUUCACAGGCAGCUCUCAGGGCGGCCAGCAGAACUCUCGCCCCUCCAGCACGGGCUUGGAGGACAUCAGCCCGACCCCACUGCCAGACUCUGAUGAAGAAGAGCCAAUUCCCGGAACCGCGUCGUUAAUCAAAAGAAUCGGCUCUCCCGUCGUCGAGAAAAUGGGAAAAAACGACCUCAAAGAUGGAGCUUUUCGAGGCCACACUCCCACUGAGAAAAUGGACACGGCUCAUCAGUCGUCAGGAGAAGACAUGGAAAUCUCCGACGACGAGAUGCCAGGAGCUUCUAUCACCAGUGGAGACUGUAGCAAGGAUAUCGUUGUAAAUUCUGCAAUGUCCCCCCUGCACACUAUGUCCAUGCAUCCUGCCAGCUACCACCCCUUACAGCACCAAGCUGGCUUUGGCAUCCCUCCUCCCCAUCUGGGCCCUCACCCCACCAUGCAGGGGCAUCCUGCUCACCUGGCCACUCACCCUGGAGUACCUCCUCAUAUGCUACCACCCAUCAGUCACUAUCCUCCGAGUAUGAUCCAGCUGAUGGGUCUCAUGAACUGCGUGCCGUGGGAAAGAUGGAGCACGGUGCCCAUGUCCUUCCAGAUGCAGCAGCAGAUGCUGAGCCGCAUGACUCAGACAAGGGGGCCCUAUCCGUAUCCACACUUCAUUGACGGAGGCACGUCCGGGCCAUUUGGGGGAAUGUACCAGCCUCUUUCUAUGGAUACUACUCCUGCUUGCAGCACAGGAGCACAGGGACAUGAGUGGCAGCAUCCUAGUUUACCAAAGUUCAACCCCACCGUUCCUCCUCCAGGGUACGAUACUAAGAAAGAGGAUCCUCAUAAAGCCACUGUUGAAGGUGUCCUACUGGUCAUCGUCAAAGAGCUGAAGGCCAUCAUGAAGAGGGACCUGAACCGCAAAAUGGUUGAGGUGGUGGCUUUUAGGGCUUUCGAUGAGUGGUGGGAUAAGAAGGAGCAUUCGGCAAAGACUUCUCUGACUCCAGUAAAGGGUGCAGAGAGUAAAGAAGAAGAACGGCCCAAACCCAAAGAACCAAUAGCGUCCAGCCUGCUAGAGAACUGGAAUAAAGGAGAAGGACUUGGCUAUGAAGGAAUGGGUCUCGGAAUGGGUUUGCGAGGAGCCAUCCGUUUGCUGUCCUUUAAGGUUAAAAGGAAGGACCCACCUGAUACCGCAGUGGGAGGUGAUAACAAACGAGCCCGACCGGCCACCCCGGCAGAUGAUGAGCUGGAGGAUGAAGAGAGGGACAGAGACGCAGCAGAGCUUCCAUCCGACGACUCCAAAACGGAUGGCGACGGCCCCUCAGCCAAGCGGCGGCCCUCGCGACCUCUUGAGCUGGAUAGCGAGGGAGAGGAGGAGAUGGACACCUCAGAGAAGGAGGAGGAAGAGUCAAUGUCUGACGUGGGCGAUGAAGACAAGGCUCCAGACACGCUGUCGUCAGGCAAAGAGAGUGCCGAAGAGGAGGACGAUGACAAAGAUGGAGAAUCAUCCAGUGACAGCGGAUCCUCAGAGUCGUCUGAUGAUGAAGCUGGCAGCUCGGUUUCCUCCAAGGCCAGCUCGGACUCCUCGGCAGAAAGCUCGGACUCAUCGGAAAAGAGUUCAGACUCAGAGUACGAGUUAAGCUCCGAAGAGGAAGAAGACGAGGAAGACAUGAAAGCAGUUGUUGAUAAGUUGGAAGGCAAAGAGACAGAGACCACCUCGUCUUCCUCCUCUUCCUCAUCUUCAUCUUCCAAUGAGGAGGAGGAGGACAGAGAGGAAAAUCUCAAACCACCACCUCUUCCCAUUGUUCAAAUCCGGGAAUUCAAGGAAGAGCGUAGAGACGUGGACGAGCUCAGUAGCAAGUCCAAGCGCAGUCCUCCCAGUUCUCCCAAAGAGGAGAUACUGGAGGACCUGAAGCCGCCGUUGCAUAAAGGUGUCCGAGUCAAAGAGGAGGACAUCUGUGUUGCUGCCGCUGUUGUCAAGCUCGAACCUCAGGACCACGUAGCAAACCUCCGGCCCUCCACUCCCACAGGUGCCCUCCCUAACGUCGACCAGGAGAUCAAAACCAAAGGUAAAGCAGAGCCUGAGGAAGUACCCUGCACCCCGGCUCAGUUACCCCCAUCCCAUCAAAUUGCACCUGCCCCAAAAUCCAUCUCCACAUCUUCGAUGCACCUCCCUCUCCCGCCUCACCCCACUGUAGAAGGUCGUUCCCUCCUUCACCCACCCCCUGGUCACCUGCCUGAGUUUCCUCAGCGACCCCGACUCCCCACAGACGAGGACAUCCCUCGCACGCCGGGCAGGGACCUGAUGGAGCGAACCCGUAGUCUGGGCAAAUCCCAGAGCACCGACACUGUUCCAAACACACCCGGCAGUGAUGCUCCUUUAACCGGUAGCAGCUUGUUGCUCAGCUCGCCUCACAUCCCAGGCAGCCCCUUUUCCUACCCUUCUCAGUCCCCCGUCCUUAGUGCUGGAGUCCCUCGUACUCCAGGUAGAGACUUAACAUUCACUCCUGUUUUCCCUGAACCUGCAGCACUGACGCUGAACAGGAAGAGCUUUGACGAGAGGCCUGUUUUUAAGGAGCCACCAAUCAGCACUCAGCCUAACCAGUCUCUAGCAGCUGGAACGGAGCAAUCGGCCGUCGUACCUGAAGAUCUACCCACUGGCAUCUCAGGAGAUAUCCCUGGGAUGUCAGACAUCACGUCAAAGAAAAAACUAGGGCGACCCAAAAUCAAAAAGACCCAAACGGCGUCUGCAGGUGAUGAGUUUUCAUCCGAGUCCACAGAUCUGCCCCAAGUGUCACUUCUGGAAGAGCUAUCUUUAACAUCGGUCAAAUCCCCCAAACACACUAGUCUGGACUUCCGGGAAGGAGUCGUGGAGCCUCAGACGCUGUUGCCCACUGAAGACGGCUACCAAUCCUACGAAGAAGGGCAGCAUGUGUCCAUCAAACCACGCAAGGCGAGGCGGGGCUGGGAAGAGCUGCUUCUGGGCAGCCUGUCCCCAGUCACCACUCCACCUCGGGCCUACUUCAGCCCACGCUCUGACUUUAAAGAGAUGACCAUCCUGUAUGACAUCUGGAACGAAGGCAUCGAUGAGGAGGACAUCCGGCUUCUGCAGAUCACGUAUGACAAGAUGCUCCAGCAGGACAACGGCAACGACUGGCUCAACGACACGCUUUGGGUCAACCAUCCUCCUACCCACAUCCCUGGAGUGAAGAAAAGGAGGAGAGACGAUGGCAUGAGGGAUCACAUGACAGGCUGUGCACGGAGUGAGGGAUACUACAAGAUCGACAAGAAGGACAAGGUGAAGUACCUGCAGAGCUCCCGAGUGCAGUCGGAGGAGCCGCCAGUCGACACACAGGGUAUGAGCAUCCCUGCACAGGUCCAUGCCUCUACCAGAGCUGGCUCAGAGCGGCGGUCAGAGCAGCGACGUCUGCUGUCCUCCUUCGCAUGCGACAGCGACCUGCUCAAGUUCAACCAGCUGAAGUUCCGUAAGAAGAAGAUCCGAUUCUGCAAAUCGCACAUCCACGACUGGGGGCUCUUUGCUAUGGAGCCCAUUGCUGCUGAUGAAAUGGUGAUUGAGUAUGUGGGGCAGAACAUCAGACAGGUGAUAGCCGACAUGCGGGAGAAGCGGUAUGAAGAGGAGGGCAUCGGUAGCAGCUACAUGUUCCGGGUGGACCACGACACCAUCAUCGACGCUACCAAAUGUGGCAACUUUGCGCGUUUCAUCAACCACAGCUGCAACCCUAACUGUUAUGCAAAAGUCAUCACAGUUGAGUCCCAGAAGAAGAUCGUGAUCUACUCAAGGCAGCCGAUUAACGUCAACGAAGAGAUCACGUACGACUACAAGUUCCCCAUCGAGGACGAGAAGAUCCCGUGUCUGUGUGGGGCGGAGAACUGCAGGGGGACGCUCAAUUAACGGAUCUCCCUCACAUGUCGUGAAAGCGCUAACCAUAAACCCAAGCGUCCCGGACGUGCACGGAACAGGGACGGGCUGAUCGGGCCGUGGAGGAGAAGUAACCAGCAUUUCACCUGGAUUGAGCUAAGCUACCUGACCUGCACUCUUCAUACAUUAAACUUUAGAUUGUUUACGAUCCACGGUGCUCUUCAAACCAGACUGUUUUGUUAUUUUGUGCUGGUGUGACUUUUUCCUCCCCCUUCCUCAGCUGUCAGACAGUAUUUCUACACAAUGACUGCAGCAUCAAGUCCUGAUUUCGGGCUAUUUUUUUUAUUUUUGUUUUACAUUUUUCUCUCCUCAUUUGUCUCAUAAGCUGUACCCACACCACGUGGUAAAAUAAAAACAAACUCACAUGUUGAGCUGCUCACUAACACUUUAAGGUUAGGAGGUUAAUUCCUCCCUGCGUCCAUCCUUGCAGCAGGUGAGUGGACGGCGGUGCUCCUCGCUGCUGUCCGCCCUGCACCAAAAAAUCAAACUAAACUGAAAUAGGAAUGGUUAAAUCUGGAAUAUUCAAGCAUCUUCCACCUGUCCAGAACGGAGCGCGCUGCUUCCUCUUAGUUUAGUUUUUUUAGUUUAACAUUUAACAAUGUUCUGCAAAAUUUGCAUUAAUCAUAUGCCUCAUUUUGUUUCUUAAUCAGUUUGUUUUGGUAUUUUCAUGCCUGUUUCUUCAGAUACACUAUGUAUGGAUGUGUGUUUGCAUGAAUGAGUGUCAAGGCUCGGCUGAGAGCACCAUUUGUACCUGACGGUGCGGGAAUGUGAGUGCACUGCCCCCUGGUGGCCGAAAACGGAACACAGAUUAACUGAGGAGCAACAAGCUAAUCUUGAGUUUUCAGCUCUGGGGGGGAAGUAAUUAUUCAUCAUUUGAAGUGCCAAAUCAAUGAAUUAGUGUACAACUGUCUUUGUUUAAUCAUGAGGAAGCUGCUGAUGUGUUAACAAGCAACCAUGAGGAAUUUUGCCCUCCUUUGGACAUUUGAUGAUCAUGUUUUGGCUUCAUUUAUCUGUAUUUUUAGCAACAUCAAGGCUACUGUGACCUCCUCACAGUCUGCAGGAGCCUUUCUGUCUUUAUCGUUAUUUAGAUAAAAGAUAAAAUACUAAAUGCACUCGAGGACUCGCACUUGAGCCCCUCUCGUUCUCAACCAGUCACCCCUGCAAGACCAAGUCAGUUAUUGCUUUUCAUUCAGUUGGAUUAUAAUGCAGAUUUCUGUUUUUCACCUCUGAUGUUCAUAUUGUAUAUGAGAAGCUGUACAAAAGAUCUAAAACUUUUUUAUCCUCCCAAAUGUAACACUUUUAAGAUGCAUCUUUCUUUUUUUCCCCUUUUUUUAACAUAAGACUGAAUAUUUAAAUAUUUUCAGGGAUAUGUGAAAGGAACUGGUGGUUAAAAGGUUGUUUAUUUAAAAGGUCCACUGUGUACAGAAAAAGCUUCCGCUUCCCUUUUUGAAAGAUUGUUUCUUGUAGAAACGUCUUCAUUUUCUGCCCAUUUGCUUUGUGAUCCUAAAAUAUGUAAGUAGUUUAACUGUGAAUACUAUAUAAAUAUAUAAAUAUAUAUAUAUAUAUAUAUAUAUAUAUUUUUGUUUCCUGGGAUUUGCUACUUGAACACAGCUCAGAUGUGUGUGUAUCAUAAGGAGGUAAGCGCUGAGCUGGUUGGCUGGUAGCAGGAAAUUCAGCUUGUGUCAAGCUCCUUCUGUUAUUUGAAUUUUGUUUUAUUUUGUUGUAAAUUCUAUGAAAAGCUCUUUGCGGUGUGGAAAAUUAAAAAAAAAGGUGCAGAAACGGCACUGGGAAGAGGACUGAAGUUUCAGCCUGUUUCUCAUGUCUAUUUAUUAUAAGUGUAUGAAAAAGAAAAAAGCGAAUAAAGAUUUUUUUGCAUACAUCCAUAAA